UUGAACAGUGACUCCGCCCACAGGAUGUGAGGUCACCAGUGGUCACAUGACCGUUAUGGAGAAGAAAAAAUACCAGUGAUGAUAAUUGACCACGUGCGGCUGUAUCAGGAGUAUGCAGGACACGGAGGAGCCUGGGGGGAGCACCUCGGACGUCUUACGCACUGAGGCAAACACAGUCCUUACACCAUGUCGGGAGAGAGCUGCUGCCAGACGCAACUCAGCUGAGACCCCCAGGCGUCGGCGGAAACCCACCAAAACACGCCGGAAUCCAAUAUCCAGUUCUCCAGAAAGACUUUCUCUAAACAUUUUCAGUUGUAAUGACCUUAUUGCAUGUCCUCAAGAUAACGACUCGUGUGUGAAGAGUGAACCUUCUCAUGAAAACCUGCUUGAACUUUUACAUCUGGAAGGGAACGCAGCGGUAAGUUCCCCCAGGGUUCCCCCAGCGGCAUCUGUAACAGCUGAGACAACCCACAAUGAGGAUUCUCUGCCAUCAGACAGACACGCGGGCUCUCAGAGGAGACACAGCACAAAGGCAAAGCCGUUCCUGUGCACAGUCUGUGGGAAGAGAUUCAGCCAGAAGUCUCUACUUAUUCAGCAUCACCGGAACCACACCGGAGAGAGGCCCUAUCCCUGCAAGGAGUGCGGGAAAAGCUUCACCUCCUGCUCUCUGCUCAUCCGACACCACAAAAUCCACACUGGCGAGAAGCCCUUUGCUUGUGCAGACUGUGGCAAAUGUUUCAGUGAAAGUUCCCAACUUGUCCGACAUCAGAGAACUCACACAGGCGAACGGCCUUACACAUGUAUAGAGUGCGGCAAGAGCUUCAGUGAGAGCUCCAAGCUGGUCAUACACCAGAGAACACACACAGGCGAGCGGCCAUAUUUAUGUAGUGACUGCGGCAAGAGCUUCAGCGUCCGCUCGCAUCUCAUCACGCAUAAGAGAACUCACACCGGGGAAAGGCCGUACACCUGCAAUCAGUGUGGCAAGAGCUUUAGUGAGAGCUCCAAGCUGGUAAUGCACCAGCGGAUACAUACCGGAGAGAAGCCCUACACCUGCACCGCUUGUGGGAAGAGCUUCAGUCAGAGGUCCGUGCUGGUGACACACCAGCGGAUUCACACCGGAGAGAAACCUUACACCUGCCCGGAAUGUGGCAAAUGUUUCAUCGAUAAGGUGGGAUGUGACCGACAUCGUGUCACCCAUAGUAAUGAGAAGCCUUUCCAAUGCCUGCUCUGCGGCAAGAACUUCAGCCGCAACUCCGAUUAUAACAAACACCAGCGGACGCAUACUGGAGAGAAGCCCUAUACUUGCAUGCAGUGUGGGAAAAACUUCAGCUGGAGUUACCAGCUCGCACGACACCAGCGGGUACACACCGGAGAGAAACCAUACACGUGUAUUGAGUGUGGUCGGAGCUUUUGUUGGAGCUAUCAGCUAGUGACACAUCAAAGGUCACACAUGGUGGAAAACUCCUACAUGUAGGCCCACGGCAAAGAAGAAGUAACACUCUGUAUCACUAACCUGGGAGACGUAACCAGCGGAGUGCCUCAUAUGAGUGACCAGCAGAGUGCCUCAUAUCACCAUAUGAGGGACCAGCGGAGCGCCUUGUGUCACCAUAUGAGAGACCAGCGGAGCACCUCGUGUCACCAUAUGAGAGACCAGCGGAGCAGCUCGUGUCACCACAUGAGGGACCAGCAGGUCACAGCAUAUCACCAUGUCAGGGAAGAGCACGUUGAGUCUUCUCAGAACAUAAAAUGAUCAUGUAUGAAAUACAUUGUACUUAGUUUCCAUGAGUUGCAGAAUGCAGGAGUAAUGGGGAGUAACAGGGGAAUCUUCCUGAAAUGUGGCUGUUACAAAACCCGUUGAAAGAGGAAAUAUAAACUCUGCCUGCUACAAAGACCAAGGGGUUCUCUUACUGUCGUAAUCAGCCGGAAUCUUGCUGUCAUAGUUGGGAAUUUAAGGGGCGAUUCCACUUUAGAGUCUUUGGGACUCUGUGCUCGAUCAGAGUCUCGGGGAUGUCUGGCUUCUGUAUCGAGCACUCAUGGUCUCAUUGAUCUCUCCUGUACCAUCUGUAAUAGAUCAGACUGUACUAUGUAUUCUAUGUAUGUCACAGGUUGUGUAGAGUGUGAGCUGCGGUGCACUCUCAUGAGUUAUUCAUUGGUUAUCUUUAACUGUGAGAAGGUUCUCAAGACCGCUGACCCAGACAUUAGUGGAAAAGGCCGCUCAGAUUGUCGGGAACCGUGCUUCAAUCAGGCCGAUGGGUGAAAUAUGUUGAGAUACAUUCAGGCUGGUGGACUGGCAUACACGUCUUUCUGAAUGUUCUUAGUGCAAUUUAAAGUACAGGUCUAGAUGCUCUCAGGCUCCUGGCCUAGCCCAUAGUAUUGAGAAACGGAGAGAUCAGCUGUUAAUAGUAAAUAGCGUUUCUCCCCCUCAUUACCUGAGACUUCAUAUCCCCGCUUCAGCAGCUUAAUGAGUUAGUGUAUUCCGGGGCAUAUUGGCGCGGUUAGAGGGGGAGGCGCUAUCCAUAGCUACGAGCAGGGUAUGGCAGGGCACUUGUUACAUGUAGAUCAGUAGUUUGUGUGUAGUAGUGUCAUGUUUACACUGUAGUGUGCAUUGUUAUGCUGUGCUGAUACUUUUACUCCUUAUUAAUCAUAUUUUCUUUUUAAUGGUGAAGAAAUACUCAGCGUUUUAAGAGUUCAUGUCUUUGAAUGACUUAAUUUCUUUAAUAUAGUAAGUGUGAAAGUAAAUAUGUAUCUGCAUUGACAGUAAAUGAUGUGACUAUAAGGUGUGGGUGUACAUAAGAGGAGUGUUUGGGGAGGGUUACUGGCCCUGUGUAAAUGCGGCGAGUAUAACACAGUGGGAGGCGGGUGUACAAGUCUACAGUAUGUACAGUACAUGAAAUAUAACAUGUGUAUACAGGGGAGGGGGGAUUAUAUCAUGUCUGUAUAAUCAUUAUUAUUUAUCUGUAUAUAAAUAGAAUAUAUCAUGGGAUAGGGUGUCCUGGUCUGUGCUGGUCUAUAGAAAUGGAGGAUUAUUAUACAGUGGGAUGGAGGUUAUUGGCCUUAGAUAAAUGGAAUAAUUAAUAAGUAUAACAUAAUGGGAAAGGUGACCAAUCUAUACACAUGUAAUAAUAAUAAUAAUAAUAAUUGUAUUUAUAUAGCGCUCUUUCUCCAACAGGACUCAAGGCGCUUUACAGAUAUCAAAAACAAUGUACAUAAUACAGAAUAUUUAAGUAAAACAGAAAUAGAUCAGCCACACAGACAUAAUAAAGAAAACCUUAUGCACACAGAAGCAUUAUGCAGGAUUGGUGAAGGCAUUUUGGGUAAUAACUUCCACGGGUUGUGUAUUCCACCCUCACAAGGUAUCAGGUGCGGCAGCCAUCUUGGGCGCUCAGCGUAGGGUUACCCAGGGUGGAAUAGUCCACCCCUAGAAGAGAUGACACAAAAUGGGGGUGAUUUCAGAGUCCUAAGGUUCACAGUAGAGUUCCAACAAAACCAUCAGGUCCAUGUAUUUUUCAUCCCAUCCACAAGCCACCAGAUGGGGCAGCCAUGUUGGGCGCACUUCGAAGGUUGAACUGUGGGAGGUGAGCCAUACAAGGGCCCAGUGCAUAUACAGUAUGAGAAAACGGACACGUGUGCAAUCAGUGGAGGUACACAGUGCAGGAAAAACACAGGUGGGUGGUAGUGGGAAUUUUUUUUAUAUAUAUUUGGGGUGGAUAACGUGUCCUGGUGUAUAUUCACACUGCCUGCAUGUUCCUUUCAGCGUCACAGUUGGAAAGAUGUGAGUGGGAUUAUAAUAUGGAGCAUGUCCUGGUCUUUAUAUAUGUAUGCUAUUAUAUGAUACAGUGGGUUUGAGAAGCCCUGUUCUACACUGGUGGAGUAUAACAUGGUGGGAUGCUGUGUCCUUGUUUAUAUCAAUAUGAUUAUUAUAAUUUAUGUAUUAAUAGAAUACAUUAGGGUAUGUUACACAGUGGGAUGUAGUUAUCAUUGUAUCAGAAUUAUUUAUGUAUAAGGCUGCACAGAGUUUUCCGUGUCUGACAGUUGGUGUUAAACAUGGACGUACAUGGCUGACCAAGAAGCUACAGGCAUGAAAUGAUUGCACAAUGGCCCUACUAUUAGAGCUAAUACCCAAAGCUGAGAUGCUAGGAAUUAGUUCCAUGGGGCAGUAGCUGCUCGUGCACAGAGCAUACUUUCAGGUAGAUGUAGGGUUGACUGGAAGAGGGGAAUUUUGAGAGAUGGAAGGUUGGGGGAGAACCUGGUCACACAGGAUAGGGAGUACAGUAAAAGUGGAGGUCAUAGAGGAGAGAGUGAUGUAAUCAGAGAUGAAGCAAUGUACAGAUUAGAGGCUGAUCUAAGAGCAUUAGCGGCAAUAUCAUAUAUGAGAGUGAGGUUUUGGUGAUGGUGGUUUGCACAGUGGUAUGGAGGGAGGAAGAAAAGUGUCAUGGUCUUUAGGAUGGGUUACUGCCGGGGUAGGUGGGGGAGGACGUUAUAAUAGUCAUGUCAGGAGAUAUGUCAAUCCGGUAUUGGCUGCAUCCUAGAAGAAGAUCAGGAAUUAAGGAGCAGGAGGUUGGGAGAGAUGUCUUAGAGAGGUAGUAUUAGUCAAGAUGGACAAUGAGAGAUUGAUAAAGGUUUUGGCUUUCUAAUGAUAAUCACUUGGCCCAGGAACAAGACAAGAGCAACAUGAUUCUUGAUGCACCAAGGAGAAAUAUUGAAACAAAUUAUGUCAUGCUUGGUUUUCAUAUUUUGACUGAGAUUUCCUGUUUGGAUGCGUCAUAGAAUGGCGCACAGCGGGAUCCAGAUUCAGCCAGAUGGCCUUAUACCGUAAGUGCAGUGAUUAUCUAGAAAUACUUACCCAGCUAGAUAACAUCUAAAAUGUUCAAGAGAAUCCUCAAUACCUCAGAAUUCAGCAAUAAAUGUUCCACUUUCUCCCAAAAUCUUUUACUACUUUACCAAGAUCCUACAGUUUAUGGAUUAAUGGUGCAUAUUUAUGUGAUCUAAGUACAAACACCAUAAUCCUCAAAAUAUCAGAUUACUGUAAUUCAGUCAAAGGGAUAUUCUAUGGUGAGAGACCAUAUACUUACUCUUCAAACUACUCAAUUACUCCAACCAUGUUUGACCUAAGUAUAAUCUCCAUUGAAAGAUGCAAUUAGCUGUAUCAUCAUGCAUCAUAACGGGUUGCAGUUAGUCCAGGUCCUUCAAGAGUUUCCUCCAGACGAUGCCCUGCUGGUAAUGUCAUUGCACAAUAUGGAUUUCUCAUAUCUUAAAAUUCCAAAAUAGCACUAAUUAUUUGGGGUGUCACAAAGCCUCUUCAGCACUGUACAAGUGGGUAAGUAUAAAAACAUUGUAAAUUACAGAGUACAAGCAGAAGUACAAUAAAAAACAACAAUAGCAUGUGUACAGGACAUUGCUAUGACUCCAAAGACUGGGCUGGACAAAUAACAGAAGUAAGGGUAGGGUAACCCACUGUAUCUCGAUUAGAAAGAGUAAGCAGUGGUAAAUCAUGGGGAGGUGGCGGGGAGAAGUGGAAAAUUGUAAGGCAAUAGAUCAUCCUAAUACCUUCAAAGGAUGGACAGGGACA
Molecule: messenger RNA, 5569 nt
Organism: Pseudophryne corroboree (corroboree frog)
Lineage: Eukaryota; Metazoa; Chordata; Amphibia; Anura; Myobatrachidae
Product: zinc finger protein 664-like
Exons: 3
Coding region: 113-1474 (453 amino acids)
Biological process (GO): regulation of DNA-templated transcription
Molecular function (GO): RNA polymerase II cis-regulatory region sequence-specific DNA binding; DNA-binding transcription factor activity, RNA polymerase II-specific
Source: RefSeq, a predicted model, not a curated record